This is a messenger RNA of Aspergillus nomiae NRRL 13137, 1427 nucleotides long. Its product is annotated as ketoreductase. Gene Ontology annotation, biological process: fatty acid elongation. Gene Ontology annotation, molecular function: ketoreductase activity. The record is from RefSeq and is a predicted model, not a curated record. The coding region runs from base 119 to 1159 and encodes 346 amino acids. Lineage: Eukaryota; Fungi; Ascomycota; Eurotiomycetes; Eurotiales; Aspergillaceae. The transcript has 2 exons. Gene Ontology annotation, cellular component: endoplasmic reticulum.
CAUCCUGCUAACGUUCCUCCGAUCUCCGCGUCGGCCGUGAAUCUCUCCCUCAAAAACCAACCCUUACUUCGAUUGUUGGACCUCAAUUCGUCUCAUUCACGGGGAAAAGGCGCCAAUCAUGGAUUUCCUGUCGAAAUAUACGACUUGCCUGUCUAACGUGGAGCUUAACCUUGCUCCCGGAUGGCAGGCUGUCAGCGCGUAUUUCCUUCUUGCAGCAGGAAGCUUGUUUGUCGCCUCUAGGGCUUUGACCUUUGUCAGAGUUCUUGCCAGCCUGUUUGUUCUUCCUGGAAAAUCGCUUCGCUCUUUCGGCCCCAAGGGUAGCUGGGCCGUUGUCACAGGUGCCUCCGAUGGAUUGGGCAAGGAGUUCUCGCUUCAACUUGCUCGUGCUGGCUUCAAUAUCGUCCUCGUCUCCCGUACUGCCUCGAAGCUGACUGCGUUGUCCGAGGAGAUCACCUCCAAGUACGCCUCCGUUCAGACCAAAACCCUGGCCAUGGACUUUGCUCGCAACGAAGAUAGCGACUAUGACAAGCUGAAGACCCUAGUGGAUGAGCUGGACGUAGCCAUUCUAGUAAACAAUGUUGGAAAGAGCCAUGACAUCCCCACGCCGUUUGCAUUGACUUCUCAGGAGGAGAUGACGGACAUCAUAACCAUCAACUGUAUGGGAACCUUGCGUGCUACUCAGUUGAUCGUGCCGGGCAUGAUGCAGCGCAAGCGUGGUUUGAUCUUGACAAUGGGAUCCUUUGGUGGCCUUCUCCCUACCCCUCUUCUUGCCACUUACUCUGGUAGCAAGGCCUUCCUGCAGCAGUGGUCGACGGCUCUCGGCUCGGAACUUGAGCAGCACGGUAUCACUGUUGAGCUCGUACAGGCAUAUCUCAUCACUUCUGCUAUGUCAAAGAUUCGCCGGGCCAGUGCUACGAUCCCCGAUCCCCGGUCGUUUGUCAAGUCGGUGUUGUCCAAGAUUGGACGCAAUGGCGGAUCUCCAUUCUAUGCUUACAGCUCGUCGCCCUACUGGAGCCAUGGAUUGAUGGCCUACUUCUUGACCUGCAUCGCCGGAACCAUGGGGAAGUUCGUUACUGCCCAGAAUCGGGGAAUGCACGAGUCCAUUCGGAAGCGAGCUCUGCGCAAGGCCGAGCGCGAAAAGGCGAAGAAGAGCACUUAAGCAAAGGUAUCUGCCGUGCUUGAACUUUGUUGCUGCAGAGACUCGCAGUAUAUCGUGUGAUUGAUACGGCAGGGAGGGCAGCAUGAUGACAUGAAUUUCAGUGUUUAUUUGGUUAAUCCGUUGUUUGAACAAGAUUGGGCGCUGUAUGAUCUUGGGUGAAGACACUGCAAAAAAAGGCAUCGUUUUAUUACGCUAGUAGAAGUUUAAUCGACGUCAGAAAGACAAUCUAUUUCAUUGGAGGUGAUUAUUAUUGAUAGUGUUCAUGAUU